AUGCGACCGAAUACACCACUAAACAAACUACCGUUCUAUGUAACUAUACUAUUAGGUGGUUUGAUAAUCCUACUUACAUUGAAAUCAUACACCUCGAAGCUAAAUGGUCCCGAUGUACCGAGUUGUCGAGUAGUUUGGAUGUAUCCAUCCUAUAUAAAAAUCAAUUCAUUUGACCAACUGCAUACUAAAUACGCUUCAAAAUACUCAAUAUACUUAUAUAGAGAACAGGGUAGGGAUAAGCUACCUCCAGAGGGCAGUGGAGAUGACGUUGCUGGCAUGGAAUUGGAAGGAGUACCAGUUUUAUUCAUACCUGGAAAUGCCGGGAAUCAUCGACAAGCAAGAUCCAUCGCAGCAAGAACAUCGGAGCUUUGUGAUGAUUUGAAAAAUGUAAACAAGUGCAAGACUAAGCUUGAUUUUUUCACUAUCGAUUUCAAUGAAGAUUUUACGGCAUUUCAUGGUCGAACUAUACUAGAUCAAGCUGAAUAUGCUAAUGAAGCAGUGAAAUUUAUAUUGGAUUUAUAUUCCACUAGACCCACCCCACCGAAAUCAGUUAUUGUUAUUGGUCAUUCAAUGGGUGGUAUAGUGGCAAGAAUAAUGAUGACGUUAGCUGAUUAUCUUCCUAAUUCAAUUAAAGAUAUCGUGACGUUAAGUUCACCUCAUUCUACAUCACCAUUGACUUUUGAUGGUGAUUUAUCAACCAUUUAUUCGGCGGUGGAUAAGUUUUGGUAUUGCGGAUUCACCAACUGUUCAAUCACCAGCACCACCUCUAAGUUGAAUCUAUUAUCGAGUAUGGCUCAUGAUCGAUUACACAAUGUAGCUUUGAUUUCCAUUACUGGUGGUGCUUUGGAUUCAACUUUACCAGCAGACUAUACAACUUUGGGGUAUCUUGUUCCUAAAACUAAUGGAUUCACUGCAUUCACCACAGGGAUACCUCAAGUUUGGACACCUAUUGAUCAUUUAGCUGUAGUUUGGUGUCAGCAAUUGCGAACAAGAAUUGCAUUAGCUCUACUUGAAUUGACUAGUUUACGUGACACAGCUACCCUUGGAGAUCGGAUGAGAGUUUAUGAACGUUAUUUUCUAACAGGAUUUGAAGAUUAUGCAGUGGAGGAUAAACGUGCACCUGUUGUUUUUAAAAAAGAUGUAUUUGGAAAGGAGAAGGGAGAGAAAAAGAUGGUGGUUACAGUUGAAGAGGAUGUGUUAUAUACGGGGAAGCUACUUAGAUCGCUCAAUGUGUUUAACUUGGACAAGGAUAAAGACUAUCAAUUUACUUUGGUUUCGAGGGUCCCAUUACAAAGCAUCAUAUCGGACAACAAGGAAGCCCAACUAGGAGUAGGGUUGUUUAAUGAAGGAGGAGAUGACAGUAUACUAGACUUGUCUUCAUUACAAGCAACAAUACCCAAUUUUAGCAAAGAUGUGACGGAUGUAUCUGAUUCUUCAUAUGAUGGACCUGAACUGCCAAUGUACAAUUUAGUAUUGAACUCAACCAUAUUGAAACGAUAUUCCAAUAUUGUAAUUACCAAGCCAAAAGAUGAACAACCAGAGUUUUAUUGUCAAUUAUCAACCAAACCUACAAAUUACACAAUGAGUAAUAAUGGAGGUGUUCUCUCAUGGUUUAAAUUUUUCACAGUCGGCCAAUCAAUCAGCUUACCUGCUACUCGUCCAAUAGUAUCAAACUUGAAAAUACCACAGGCAUGGAGUAGUUUAUAUGUUUAUAAAUUGAAAUUCACAGGUAAAGGACAUAGUCAACUUGAAGGAGAAUAUUUCAAUACACUUAUUAGACAAUGGACAGAAGAUCCAUUUGAAAGUAAAUGGUAUAUCAAUAUCAACAGGAAUAGAGAUGAGGGUCUACAAUUAACAAUGCAUGGAAUUGCUCCUUAUGUUCCAUACAAAAUUCAAUCAGAUUACGGAUUAAAUCUACAAAUAUGGUCAGGAAACAAAGAUACAAAACCAUUGGAUAUCAAUGUAUCGAUUGAUAUUGUAGCUAGUUUGAAAUUAUUGAUUUUAAGAUAUAGAAUUACCAUUGUGGGGAUUAAUAUUGCUAUCAUUUGUAUGGUGUUGAUGUUACAAUUAAGUUGGUUCGGUUUUAAUGGCGUAUACCCAUCAUUUGAUCUGACAUUGAGGUAUUUGAAUGUGAAUUACUGGUGGGUUAUAAUGGGGGUGUUAAUCAUACUCAAUUAUAUAAUUAAUAUCCCAUUGGUUAACAAGUUAUUACAUUACAUUGAUCCUGUGGUUUUAACUGAUUAUAACAAGUUUGUCAUAAAUGAAGAAGAAUCAGGAUUCAAGUCAAAUGAAUUGUAUUUGGGAUUAAGUCAGGGCUUAACUAUAAUUGGGGUACUUUUGUACUUGUGCUGUAAUUUCAUCAUUUGGAUAACUUAUGCUGCAUUGAUGCUAUUGGGAACCAUAUUAAACUAUGUUGUGGUGAAGUUAUACCCCAUUAGAUUAAAGAUUAGAUCUAAAGGAGUUAAGUCAGUGUUGAUUAAAUUGCAAAUGUAUUUGAUGGUGUGUGUUUUAUUGUUAAUCCCAUGGUAUUUACCUUAUCAAAUUGUUUAUUUGAUUUGUUGUAUUUAUCAAGCGACUAAUGCGUUGAAGAACUGGCCAAGCGGAACUAAAUCAAUAGAGGUGAGCGGUGAAGAGGAAGAAGAAAAGCCCAAGGCGGAGACAGUAUUCAAUUAUCAAGUGUCUUGGCUAAUAUUGAUGUUAUGGAUAUUACCUAUAAAUGUGCCCAUAUUAAUUGUUUUUAUUCAUAAUUUACAAAUCAAUUGGACUACUCCAUUUAGUAGUCAUCAUAACUUAUUAUCAAUAUUGCCAAUACUAUUGAUGACAUACUAUAAUAGUAAUAUCGUGAAAGAGAAAAGAAGCAAGAAAAAGAUUGGUGGUGGUGAAUUCCCCCAAUUGAGUGGAAAUACGAUUAAGUUAAUUCAACUAAUAUUGGGAUAUAUCAUUUAUUAUUCAUUAUGCUAUGGAAGUAGACAUACAUUCUAUCUCCAUCAUUUGUUUAACUUGUUGUGUUGUUUGAUUUGGAUAGUGUUUUACUCCAACGAGAGUACAAUAGGAGAAGAAGGUACAGGUGAUAAGGAAGGUGGGCUAGAAUUGAAACUAAGCUGA
This is a messenger RNA of Lodderomyces orthopsilosis Co 90-125, 3105 nucleotides long. RefSeq lists its product as uncharacterized. The transcript has a single exon. Gene Ontology annotation, biological process: GPI anchor metabolic process; endoplasmic reticulum to Golgi vesicle-mediated transport. Gene Ontology annotation, cellular component: endoplasmic reticulum. Lineage: Eukaryota; Fungi; Ascomycota; Pichiomycetes; Serinales; Debaryomycetaceae. The record is from RefSeq and is a predicted model, not a curated record. The coding region runs from base 1 to 3105 and encodes 1034 amino acids. Gene Ontology annotation, molecular function: phosphatidylinositol deacylase activity.